Messenger RNA from Telopea speciosissima, 682 nucleotides. Its product is annotated as non-specific lipid transfer protein GPI-anchored 5-like. Bases 1 to 630 code for a protein of 209 amino acids. Gene Ontology annotation, molecular function: lipid binding. Gene Ontology annotation, biological process: lipid transport. Lineage: Eukaryota; Viridiplantae; Streptophyta; Magnoliopsida; Proteales; Proteaceae. The transcript is spliced from 3 exons. The record is from RefSeq and is a predicted model, not a curated record.
AUGGGUGCAGAGAAAGGGAUGGAGAUGGGUUUACUAGUCACAUUAAUAGCUGCUGUAACAACAAUGAUGCUCUGGGUGGGAGGUGCGGCUCAAUCAUCAGGUUGCACAAAUGUGAUCGUUAGCAUGGCACCUUGUCUCAACUACAUUACUGGUAGUUCAUCAAACCCAUCUUCCUCUUGCUGCCAACAGCUUGCGAGCGUGGUUCAAUCGCAGCCACAAUGUCUCUGCAAAGUGCUUAAUGGUGGUAGUAGUGUAACUGCAGCAUUGGGCAUUUCCAUUAAUCAAACACUUGCUCUGGCACUCCCUGGUGCUUGUAAUGUCAAGACUCGACCAGUUAGUGCUUGCAAUGUUGUUAAUGGACCAUCAAGUUCCCCGGCGACAGAAUCUCCGGUGGGUUCUCCUAUAAGUAGUAGUACUGUUCCAAAGGAAUCAUCAGAUGGAAAUACAGAUUCUACAACUACUACUCCAGUAUCAAACACUCCUUCAGGAAUUGGGUCAAAGGCAGAACCAUCGACAGGGAUGGAUACAUCUGAGGGAACUAGAAUCAUUACCAAAUCACCACUUCAUCUUGUUGUCUUGGUUCUGUUCAUCAUGCUGGCUUCAUUUGCUUCAACUCUCACUAGCCUCUGAGUUUUCCUUGGCUCUGGGGACUUGUUUUUCCACUUUAUAGAGUUCCUCCUUU